AACUCCUAAACAACAAGAUUAUAUCUAAUACACUGGACUGAUGAGCCCUCCCAAACAAGUCGACCAGCUAGUUUGCACUUUGCAGCAAUCCUGCUCUGAUCGAUCCUGUAAUUUUCCACCAUGGCUCUCCUUCAUGUCGUUGUCCUUCUUGUUCUUGGACUCCUCUUCCUUCACGCCCCGUCCUGCUCCGUCGCCACGGACACGGUGACACCAGGCAAUGGGCUCGCCGGCAGCAGCAGGCUCGUCUCCAACAACAGCAAGUUCGCGCUGGGCUUCUUCAAGAUGGACAGUAAGUCCUUCAACUACACCAACCCCUACACUUACCUCGGCAUAUGGUUCAACAAGGUCCCCAAGCUAACUCCACUCUGGAGCGCCAAUGGCGAGAGCCCUGUCAUCGACCCCACUUCACCUGAGCUUGCGAUCGUCGGCGACGGGAACUUGGUCAUCAUGGACGGGGCCACCAGGUCCAUCAUUUGGUCUACCCGUGCCAACACCACAACCACCGACACCAUCGCCGUGCUCCAGAACGACGGCAACCUCGUCCUCCGAAGCUCCUCCAACUCAUCCAACAUCUUCUGGCAGAGCUUCGACUACCCGACAGACAACUUCUUCGCUGGUGCCAAGAUUGGCUGGGACAAGGUAACUGGCCUGAACCGUCGCCUUGUUUCAAGAAAGAAUUUGAUAGAUCAGGCUCCUGGCCUGUACACUGCGGAGCUACAGCGCAAUGGGGUUGGCCAUCUCGUAUGGAACUCAACCGUCGAAAUCGAGUCCACCGGGGAAUGGAAUGGCCAAUACUUCAGCGCAGCGCCGGAGCUGAUAGGCAACAGUGACAAUCUGACAACUUUCAGGUAUGUCAAUAACGACAGAGAGGUGUACUUCACAUGGAUAUUGCACGACCAGACGAUGAUCGUGCUCUCGCAACUAGAUGUCUUUGGCCAAGGCCUGGUGAGUAUUUGGAUGGACGAAUCGCAGGACUGGGUGACAAUUUACAAGCAGCCUGUACUUCAGUGUGAUGCCUAUGCAACAUGUGGACCAUUCACUGUCUGCAAUGAGAAAAAUGAGGACCCAGUCUGCAACUGCAUGAAGGGUUUCUCAAUAAGCUCACCCAGAGACUGGGAGCUGGGGAACCGGAGAGAUGGGUGCACGAGGAAUACUCCACUGCGACGCUGCCGAAUCGACGACGGCAGCAACACAGAUCUCACAGAUAAGUUCUAUGCUGUGCAACAGGUCAGGUUGCCCAAUGAUGCAAUGAAAAUGCAGGCUGCAACAAGUGAAGAUGAUUGCUCACAGGUUUGCUUGGGCAACUGCUCAUGCACUGCAUAUUCCUAUGGGAAAGGAGGCUGCUCUGUCUGGCAUGGCAAAUUGACCAAUGUAAGACAACGAUCUGAUGGAAAUGGGGAAAUACUGCACAUCCGCCUUGCUGCAACAGAGGUGCCAAGGGCGGCAAGGAAGAACAGUAAUGCCAUUGGCAUUGGUGCUGCCAUUGGGGCAAGCGCUGCGGCUUUCGGCCUGAUGAUCCUUGGUCUGAUGAUUUGGAGGAGAAAAGAGAAGUGGUUCGCUCGCACACAGCUGGGAGAUAUUCAAGGUAGCAUUGGGAUCCUUACAUUCCGAUAUGUUGAUUUGGAGCGAGCAACUAAAAAAUUCUCAGAGAAAUUGGGGGGAGGCAGUUUCGGUUCCGUGUUCAAGGGAUACCUAAGUGACUCAUUUACCUUGGCAGUGAAAAGGCUCGAUGGCGCCAAGCAAGGAGAGAAGCAAUUCAGAGCAGAAGUGAGCUCUGUCGGAAUCAUCCAGCACAUCAACUUAGUCAAACUGAUCGGAUUUUGUUGCGAAGGUGUUCAGAGGCUACUUGUUUAUGAAUACAUGCCAAACCACUCCCUUGAUGUGCAUUUAUUCAAAGCUAGUGAUACGGUUCUGGAUUGGAAUCUCAGGUUCCAAAUAGCUAUUGGAGUUGCCAGAGGCCUGGCUUACUUGCACACUGGUUGUCGGGAUUGCAUUAUACACUGUGACAUCAAGCCAGAGAACAUACUUCUUGAUGCGUCUUUUGUACCUAAAAUUGCAGAUUUUGGCAUGGCAAAGAUCUUGGGGAGAGAAUUUAGUCAUGCAAUAACUACAAUGAGAGGAACUAUCGGAUAUCUUGCGCCUGAGUGGAUUAGCGGAGCACCUGUGACAUCUAAAGUGGAUGUUUACAGCUACGGAAUGGUCUUAUUUGAAAUAGUGUCAGGCAGGAGGAAUUCAAGCCAGGAAUACUUCAAUGAUGGUGAUUAUUCAGCAUUUUUCCCAUUGCAAGUUGCACGCAAGCUUCUGAGCGGAGACAUUGGAAGUCUGGUGGAUGCAAAUUUGCAUGGUAUUGCAAAUCUUGACGAGGUUGAAAGAGUUUGCAGAGUUGCAGGCUGGUGCAUUCAAGACAGUGAGUUUGAUCGACCGACCAUGACCGAGGUGGUGCAGUUUCUUGAGGGUCUUUCUGAGCUCGACAUGCCUCCGGUGCCGAGACUGCUCAAAGCUAUCACAGGAGGGUCACCAUAAUAAGUUUAUUUGACAUCUGUUUAGCUGUGCCACAGACUUGUAUAUAGUACUUAGAAAAAAAUUAGCUAUCCCGUGAGAACAUAGUAGUUUACAUCAGAGUAGUAUAUGUAAACUUGGCAUUUGUGGCAUGCUAGUAAUCUGGGGGCGAUAGUCUUUAAGAAAAAAAACAAAUACAUAUGUAUGAUGCUUGAAACUUUUGAUACCCAAGGAGGAGGAAAUAAACUUUGUGGUAUUUCUCAUUUUGCAAAA
Panicum virgatum (switchgrass) is the source of this 2772-nucleotide messenger RNA. Its product is annotated as G-type lectin S-receptor-like serine/threonine-protein kinase At2g19130. The coding region runs from base 121 to 2523 and encodes 800 amino acids. Lineage: Eukaryota; Viridiplantae; Streptophyta; Magnoliopsida; Poales; Poaceae. Gene Ontology annotation, molecular function: protein serine/threonine kinase activity; ATP binding. The transcript has a single exon. The record is from RefSeq and is a predicted model, not a curated record. Gene Ontology annotation, biological process: recognition of pollen; protein phosphorylation.